Molecule: messenger RNA, 249 nt
Organism: Mytilinidion resinicola
Lineage: Eukaryota; Fungi; Ascomycota; Dothideomycetes; Mytilinidiales; Mytilinidiaceae
Exons: 2
Coding region: 1-249 (82 amino acids)
Source: RefSeq, a predicted model, not a curated record
AUGGCCGUCGUCCGCGACCCCGCCUUCUGGCGCCGCUUCAGCAUGGCUGUGCAUCUCGACGAGGAAGCGCAGAACCCGCAGGGAGCGGGGCCGGAGCUGAAGCACUCCGACUCCUGGCUCGCGCGCCAGAACCUAAAGUCCUCGCGCCGCACCUUCAUCUGCUGGAUCUUCUGGCUCGUCUUCGCGGCGCUGGUCGCGGGCAUCGUCAUCGUCGUGCUGUUCCUGAAGGCCAAGGCCAUCAUACACUAA